Theobroma cacao (cacao) is the source of this 2052-nucleotide messenger RNA. Its product is annotated as cationic amino acid transporter 6, chloroplastic-like. The record is from RefSeq and is a predicted model, not a curated record. Gene Ontology annotation, biological process: transmembrane transport; amino acid transport. Gene Ontology annotation, molecular function: amino acid transmembrane transporter activity. Gene Ontology annotation, cellular component: plasma membrane. Lineage: Eukaryota; Viridiplantae; Streptophyta; Magnoliopsida; Malvales; Malvaceae.
AUGGACACCCAAGCUUCCUCUUUCUCUAGUUUCCAAUCUUACCUCCGGGCCCUUGUCCACACCCCAGGACGCUUGGCUCGGCGUGCAGGCUCUGUUUCUACCCCAUAUGAAGAGUUGAGCAGGGUGAGGGCCCGUUCUGGCUCCGACAUGCAGAGGAGCCUCCGUUGGUUUGACUUGGUUGGGCUGGGAAUAGGGGGCAUGCUGGGAGCUGGUGUGUUCGUGACCACCGGCAAAGCCAGCCGCCUCCACGCUGGCCCUGGCAUCGUAAUCUCUUAUGCCAUUGCUGGCUUCUGCGCCCUCCUCUCCGCCUUCUGCUAUACGGAGUUCGCCGUUCACAUGCCCUUGGCUGGCGGUGCCUUCAGCUACCUCCGAGUUACCUUUGGGGAGUUUGCCGCAUUUUUGACUGGAGCCAAUCUGAUAAUGGAGUACGUGAUGUCAAACGCAGCGGUGGCCAGAAGCUUCACCUCUUAUUUGGGUGCCGCAAUUGGUAUAUCCACAGCAAAAUGGAGAUUCACGGUUCCAGGACUCCCAAAAGGGUUCGACGAAAUUGACGUGGUGGCUUGCACCGUCGUAUUAAUCAUCACUCUCAUCAUCUGCUACAGCACAAAACAAAGUUCGGUGGUGAAUAUGAUACUUACCGCAUUACAUAUCCUUUUCAUAGGCUUUGUAAUAUUCAUGGGUUUUUGGAGAGGGGAUUGGAACAAUUUCACGCAUCCAGCAAACCCCGACAAUCCAUCCGGUUUCUUUCCCCACGGACCCUCCGGUGUCUUUAACGGGGCAGCCGCGGUUUAUUUGAGUUACAUUGGAUACGACGCCGUCUCCACCAUGGCUGAGGAAGUCCGUGAUCCCGUCAAGGAUAUUCCCGUCGGGGUGUCGGGCUCCGUAAUCAUCGUUACCAUUCUCUACUGCCUCAUGGCCGCUUCCAUGUCCAAGCUCCUCCCUUACGACAUGAUCGAUGUGGAGGCGCCGUUUUCGGCGGCGUUCAGUGGGAGAUCGGAUGGCUGGGAGUGGGUGUCGAGGGUGAUAGGGGUGGGGGCCAGCUUCGGGAUACUGACGUCGCUGUUGGUGGCGAUGCUGGGGCAGGCUCGGUACAUGUGCGUCAUCGGACGGUCCAGCGUGGUCCCCGCCUGGCUCGCCAGGGUCCACCACAAGACAUCUACGCCUGUCAACGCCUCCGCCUUUCUUGGAAUCUUCACAGCUGCAAUUGCCCUUUUCACAGAUCUAAGCGUCCUCUUGAACCUUGUAUCCAUUGGCACACUGUUUGUGUUUUACAUGGUAGCAAAUGCAGUAAUCUACAGGCGUUACGUUGUGGUGGGCACAACGAAGCCAUGGUCUACAUUAUCUUUCCUAUGCUUACUGUCCCUCACAUCCAUUAUCUUCACCCUACUGUGGCAUUUUGCACCGCCAGGCAAGCCCAAGGCCUUUGUACUAGGCACUUGCGUUGUAAUUGCAAUAUCCAUAUUACAGAUAUUUCGUUGCAUGGUACCACAGGCGCGGAAACCUGACUUCUGGGGUGUCCCUUUCAUGCCAUGGCUACCAUCUAUAUCAAUCUUCCUGAACAUAUUUCUGAUGGGGUCUCUGGGUGGACCAUCCUAUGUGCGAUUCGGAUUCUUUUCGGCUCUAGCAGUGCUCGUAUACGUCUUAUACAGUGUGCAUGCUAGCUUUGAUGCCGAAGUGGAUGGCUCUUUCGGUCAAAAUAAUGGUGAAAUCCGUAAAGAAUCAGCAGAAAGUGAACACCCCAGUCACAAAGUGUAAAAACUUUCUUUUGGCUCGCUUUUCUUUUUACUCAUCUUCUUUAUUCCCUCUAAAAACCCUUUUUUGUAUGUUGAUGAGUACUUAGCAAACUGAGAUAAAACGAAAAAGGAAUGGAAUAGAAUAGGAUAAAAUAGAAUAGCCUGCAGAAAAUCGCCAACUUGUAUAGUUGGUCCCUUCAACUAGAACUAAGCCUCGGAUUCUCAUCUUUUGUACAUUGUUGUGCUUGGGUUCUAAUAGGAAACUGGGCAUUAAUUAAUGAGAAGCUAAGCAAGCAAUGACACACAGUUUUACACCUUU